AUGCUUAGCCUCGCCCGCAAGACUCUAAACCGCGUUCCUAGCUUCCAGGAUAUUCUUCAAGGCAGAAUGACCCACCCCGACAUCUCAGUCGACGUUCUCGUCAUUGGCGCUGGCCCUACUGGUCUGGGUGCCGCGAAGCGUCUGAACCAGAUUGAUGGUCCCUCCUGGCUGCUCGUUGACAGCAACGAGAUCCCCGGUGGUCUUGCCUCGACCGAUGUCACCCCCGAAGGUUUCCUUUACGACGUCGGUGGGCACGUUAUCUUCUCUCACUACAAGUACUUCGAUGACUGCAUCGACGAAGCUCUUCCCAAGGACGACGACUGGUACACACACCAACGUAUCUCCUAUGUCCGUUGCCAGGGCCAAUGGGUUCCCUACCCCUUCCAGAACAACAUCUCCAUGCUGCCCAAGGAGGAGCAGGUUCGCUGUAUCGAUGGCAUGAUCGAUGCUGCUCUCGAGGCUCGCGUGGCAAACACCAAGCCCAAGGACUUCGACGAGUGGAUUGUGCGUAUGAUGGGAACUGGUAUUGCGGAUCUCUUCAUGCGCCCUUACAACUACAAGGUCUGGGCUGUACCUACCACCAAGAUGCAAUGCGCGUGGCUCGGCGAGCGUGUGGCCGCCCCCAACCUCAAGGCUGUGACGACCAACGUCAUUCUUAACAAGACCGCUGGUAACUGGGGUCCUAACGCCACCUUCCGUUUCCCCGCUCGUGACGGUACCGGUGGUAUCUGGAUUGCUGUUGCCAACACCCUCCCCAAGGAGAAGACCCGCUUCGGUGAGAAGGGCAAGGUUGUCAAGGUCAAUCCCAGAAACAAGACUGUCGUCCUGGGCGAUGGCACCACCGUUGGUUACAACAAGCUCGUCUCCACCAUGGCCGUUGAUUUCCUCGCUGAGCAGAUCGGCGACCAGGAGUUGAUUGGCCUCACCAAGGAGCUUUUCUACUCUUCCACUCAUGUUAUCGGUGUUGGUAUCCGUGGCAGCCGCCCCGAGAGAAUCGGCGACAAGUGCUGGCUCUACUUCCCCGAGGACAACUGCCCCUUCUACCGUGCCACCAUCUUCUCCAACUACUCCCCUUACAACCAGCCUGAGGCCUCUAAGAAGCUCCCCACCAUGCAGCUCGCCGAUGGCUCCAAGCCCAAGAACGCCGAUGCUCAGGAGGGCCCUUACUGGUCCAUCAUGCUGGAGGUUUCUGAGUCUUCCAUGAAGCCUGUCAACCACGAGACUCUCCUCGCCGAUUGUAUCCAGGGUCUCGUCAACACCGAGAUGCUCAAGCCUACCGAUGAGAUUGUCUCCACCUACCACCGCCGCUUCGACCACGGAUACCCUACACCAUCCCUGGAGCGUGAGGGUGCUCUGACCCAGAUCCUGCCCAAGCUGCAGGCGAUGGACAUCUGGUCCCGUGGUCGCUUCGGUAGCUGGCGCUACGAGGUUGGCAACCAGGACCACUCUUUCAUGCUCGGUGUCGAGGCUGUGGACAACAUUGUCAACGGCUCUGUCGAGCUGACCCUCAACUACCCUGACUUCGUCAACGGCAGACAGAACACUGAAAGACGUCUGGUUGACGGUGCGCAGGCUUUCGCCAAGAACAAGGCCCAGUAA
Messenger RNA from Aspergillus ochraceoroseus IBT 24754, 1599 nucleotides. RefSeq names its product protoporphyrinogen/coproporphyrinogen oxidase. The record is from RefSeq and is a predicted model, not a curated record. The transcript has 6 exons. The coding region runs from base 1 to 1599 and encodes 532 amino acids. Lineage: Eukaryota; Fungi; Ascomycota; Eurotiomycetes; Eurotiales; Aspergillaceae.